AUGUUCGGAGACGACGAUGUGGAACAAAAGCCGGACCUGCUCGAGAUUUUCCGCGAAGCCAUGGGGACUUCGUCCAUUUCCCCGCGAAAUACCCCGCCAUCCACGAAAAAUAACUCGCCGUCGCCGUGCUAUCCGCCCGGCGAGCGUACGCUCAGCGAGAUGGCCAUGGAGCGGUCGUUGAUCAACCUGCCGGCCCUGCUGCGCAACUCGCUGGAGGAGCGCUUCAUCGAGAUCCUGCCCGACUACCCCUGCUUCUACGAUCCCAACGACAAGAACUUUGCGCACAACCAGUUCAAGUCCAACUCGUACGCGGAGAUUGCGAAGAAGAUGACGGCGGAGGGCUUGGAGACCAGUGGGCCACAAUUGGCCGCCAUCUUCAAGGGAAUCAAGGCGAAAUACCGCGAGGAGGCGAGAAAAAUGACGAGAAUGGAGGGGCGAAUCGAGCCCACCCCGUUUUAUCAACGAUUACACUUCCUGGAGCGGGGAUUGAGCACGGUGGAUCAGUAAGUGGCUUGUUUUCCGCGGAAUACAACGGUUUUCCGCACUCACUGGUCAUCCUCCUUUUUAUUUUCGCGCUUCCAAAAGCUAGCGGAACACUUGACCCGUUUCCUCCAGUUUGGGUCAAGUUUUCCUCCCUGCGUUCUUCGUCUUUGCGAGGGAAAUCGGGGUAAAAUUGGGGAUAAAAUAAGUCCGUGCUUCCGUAUGCAAUUGCCAGUUUUUGUAUUUCAACUUCUUUUUUUAGGAACACCCUCAAAAGAAUCGCCAGAAUGCGUGGAUUGGCGCAAGCUCCGCCUUUGCCGCUUCCAGCGCCUAUUCGCAACAAAUCCUACACUGUUCAUACCGGAAACGAGCUCGUAAUCCCACCCACACCUCCUCCUAAAGUUGUGGGUACAGGACAAGGCAUGAAGGUGAGUUAAAAAGUUCAAUUUGACUCUUCGAUUUUAAAAUUGACAAAAAAAAUUUUUUUUUGUUCAAAAUUUGAACCCAAAAUUUUUCUAGGUCGUCUAUGGACCCAGAGUCACAAACUCCUCCACACACACAAUUAUUACUCCAAGUUUGCAGCCAGUGGAUCACAGCUCCGUCCAAGCGAUUGUCGAAAAAUUGGCCAACACCAGUGACAGUGAAAAGGCGGCGAUUGAGAAAUUAGUUGGGUCGUUGAUGAUGAUCUCGACUGUUCGAAGGGAAAGUGUGGUAAAGAAGUUGACCCAGGCUUCCAAUGGGUUCAAUAUUUUUGACAAUGGGAUUUUACAGUUGGUAAGUUUUUUAGGUAUCAAAAAAAUCUUUAAUUUGAUUUUUAAAUAUUGGGAUAUACUUGAAAAGACCUAUUAGUGGUUCUUUUAGUUGUUUUGAGGUAGGUUAAGGAUUUUUUAAAUCGAAGGAAAACCAAAAUUUUGAUAUCCAAUAUCAUGGAUAAUAUAAUUUUUGGUUAUUUUAUUCGUAAAUUGAUAAUGGAAACUAGAAACUUACAAGGGAAGUACCCCAAGUGCGACGCUCAGAUUUUCUUUAAAUUUUGCACACACGUUGGUCAUGAACAAAGUAUCAAUUCCUGAAAGUUUUAGCUCGCGCUUUGCAGGCGCCGCCGAGAUAUCGAACGAUUUUUGCCGCCGAGAGAGCAUGCUAACCGCGGAGAGCGGUCAGAGAGAAAAACACUUUUUGGCCGUAACUUCGCUAGUUUCGUACGGAAAAAAAUCAUUUUUUGUGGAGGCAUUACCCAUUACAAUAGAAAUAGGCAUGAAACUUUUCGUGCCGAAAUUCGGUAAAAAGUCAUAAAUUUUCGCCGACUUUCGAUUUAAAAAUCUCGGUUGCUUCUGCAAAGCGCGAGCUAGGAUUCUCGCAUAUGUCUUGGAAAAAAACAUUCUAAAUUUGUGCCAAGUUUCAUCAAAAUCUGAGCGUCGCACUUGGGGUACUUCCCCUGUUAGCUAGUUAUUUCUAUUUGAAUGAAAUUUAGAUGCGUUGACGCAAGGAUUAAAUUUUUUUGGCAUCCAAAAAACAUGGAUAAUAUAAUUUAAAUUUUUUUAUUACGAUUAAAAAUUUUUUUUUUGAUUUUUUUGAAGUACGUAUUUUAAAAUUUCGUAUUUUCCAAAAUAACUCAUAAUUUUGUUUCAGUUAGUCCCUGAGGGCCUAAAAGAUGAGGCCUGUAUUGAUGAAACCGGAGAUGUUGUGAAAAUCCUGAAAACUGAUGAAAAAUACAGAUCGCUGACUAUCAACUUCUCCGACAAGGUGCUAGGCAAAGUCCUGAUCGCGGAUCCCGCCCUUACGGAUAAGGAAUACAAGUUAAUCGAGAUUUUGCGGGACGAACAGACGAUUUAUAAAAGGACACUAACUCCCAUGGAUAGGCAAGGUCGAGAGGCGAUUUUUAAGUCGGUGGCGGAGAAAAUGAAGCCGCAGUUUGAUGUUUCACGUAAGUUGAGGGUCGAAGAAUUUGAUAUUGGCUUUUAAACUAAAAAUUUUUUUUAUUUUUUACUGAAAUUUUGAUUUUAUUAAAUAUUGUUUUAGCCGAAUGGGUGUUGGCAACAUUUGACCGUCUGCAAAAGAAAUAUACCGAAAUCAAAGUGCAGUUCAACAAGCACGAAAAUGCCGUCAAACCAACGUUCUUGAAGGCCCUUUCGUUUGUGGAUCGUUCUUCGUUGGCAGAGUAGGUCAAGUACAAUAUUUAUGCAAUGUCGAAAUUCUAACCGCCGGAAAAUGAUUUUUUUAGUCUAGAAUAAGUCAAAAAAAUUUUUGGAGUUUUGGAAAAGCGAAGUAUCAAACAGUGACGGACCUAAUCCAGUGGCAAAAAACGUAACGUUUUGCAUCCGGGAAGUGUCAAAAAAUGUUGCAAAAUACCUCCCUCUCCAACUAAAGAACUCCGUUUUGAAGGGAGUUUCCCUCACAAAAAGAGCGCUUUUCAAAUCGGAGUUUUUUUUUUACUUGGAGAGGGAGGUAUUUUGCUACAUUUUUUAUACUUCCCGGAUGCAAAAUGGUACGUUUUUUUGCCACUGGAUUAGGUCCGCCACUGUAUGAAAUUUGGCUUUUCCGAAACUCUGAAAUUAUUUUUUUCCAUCUAUUCUAUUCAAAAAGAAACAUUUUCCGUCACUGCAUUUGGAUACCCUAACAUUUAUUUUUUCAAUUUUUUGAAACAUUGUAAUGAGUCUUUGAAAAUUUUUAAUUUUUUUUUCAGCCCAAGGACCUCAACCUUUUACCAAACCGGCCGCGAGGAGGCGCAGCCAAUCACAAUAUCGGCCUCUCCCACACCGAGUUCCGAGUCCACACCCAGCCCAGUUUCAUCGCCAAAAUCACCGGUUCGAAGUGAAAAGGAGCCCUCGGAGAAGCCAGUUGAAGAGCCAAUGGAGGUGGAGCCAAAGCAACCAACGCCGAUCCCGGAAAAAGAGAAAACUCCGGAGCCACCGAAGCCGGAGAUGGUCGAUUCCGAGGCGCAGACCGACAAGAUCCCCGAGCCAGUUUUGCCGGAGGUGCGAGAGCCCACACCGAAGCCGGAGCCGCCUCCGGAGAACCCGGAUAUAACCGCGAUUUCCAAAUUUUUCACCGAAAAUCCGGAUCAACUGGCCAUGUUUCGAAUUUUGGCGAGCACUGUGAAUCAACUGCCCGUGGAGCGAAGAUUCGGCCAUUUGCAGAACCUCUUGAACAUUACAAACGCUGCGAAGGAGGCGCCAGUCCACGUGAAAUGGAACACGCGCGUUUAUGACGCACAUUCCGGAUGGACGCGAAGCCAACAAAGUCUGACUUUGGCCGGUCCAAUUCCCGAAGACGAUUACCCGGAAGAGCCGAUGGAACGCACCACCGAAAUCCCGCUGAAACAACCACGAAUUGAAGAGAAAUUCGUCUCACCAAGUGAGAAUUUGAAUAUUGGAAAGAAGGAGAAAUCCUCGAAGAGUCCGCAGGUCACCCCCACAAAACCCAAACUUUUACCUAGCCAGAAUUCAUUGGACACCGAUCAAAGUCAAACCAGCACCGCCUUGGAGGCCGACGAGGGAAUAGAGGCGGAAAGCAGCAGCUGCAAUGGAAAUGGAUCCCCGCAAACGAACGGCUUCGGAGCCGGCGAGAAAUCAGAGGAGGCUAAGGCAAUAUCGGCGCAAAGACGGUCGGAAGUUGCCCGAAAAAUUGAUGAAAUUCGACAUGGAAGACCAACAAGGAGCCUAAAUGGAAGCCAGCCCAAACCAAACAACGAAUUGAAGAGGCUGACUGUGGAUAUGGCCGAGCCAAGUAGUCGCGCGGCCAAAAGGAAGGCUGUCGAAAACUUGGACGAAAGCAAACUUGGAAAUCAUGUGGAAAAGGAGGAAGUAGACACGGUAAGGAGUUUUACGAUUGAUUUUUGGGUCGGAUAUUUUUUUUCAGGGCGCAGCUUGCCGAAUUCAAAAAAUUUGUCGGGCGCACCCUGCCGAGGAUUUUUGAAUUUUUUUUUUGAUUUUUUAUGAAGUUUACGUUUAAAAGUUAGAUUAUUAGGCCGCAUAAAAAAAGUGAACUGGAUUUAAUUUAGACCCCGUAUUUUACAAUUUUUAGGGCGCAACUUUUGAAAUUUUUAAUAAUUUUGCGAUUUUUUGAGUUUUUGAUAUGUAAAAAAAAUUUUUUUAAUGAAAUUCUUUUCAAAUGAAGGCUGUCGUAUUAGUUUUGCCGUAUUUUACCUUUUUUUUGAAAAUUGUCGGGCGCAGCCUGCCAAAUUAAGAUUUUUGUAUUUUGGGCAUUUUUGUUACCUAAAAUAUUUAAAAAUUGAUGGUUUAGGCGUAUUUUAAAUUUUUUUUAUUUUAAUUAUUUUUUUAUACCUUUCUUGCAAUAAUUUUACUGAUUUCCCCGAUUUUCAGACCCCUCAAAUCCGCCGAAAUGACCCAACUUCCACUCCGUCUACCGAGAAACCCCGCGCCAAACGCGGACGCCCCAGGAAACACCCGAUCGAACCUCAAGGCACCGUCUAA
This is a messenger RNA of Bursaphelenchus xylophilus (pine wood nematode), 4910 nucleotides long. NCBI's taxonomy places the organism in Eukaryota, Metazoa, Nematoda, Chromadorea, Rhabditida, Aphelenchoididae. The record is from the annotation of a GenBank genome assembly.